AUGGUUUCAAAUAGAAGUCUUAGCGCUCCUCCCGGUGGUGGUAGCCUUGCCAAUGAUAGUAAUCACUUUGGGUAUCGCUGGGGAGAGCUGAGCGUCGGAGGAUUUUCUCCGUCACCUCCGCCAUCUAGCCCCUGGCCCAAUAGACCGCAGACGUUUUCCAGGUAUGAGAGUUCCGCCGACUGGAAAAAGAGCCCCUCAUAUGGUGGAAAUCGCUACGGAGCCUACUUUCGCCGUAAUCGCGGUGGUGCCUAUGGACGUGUGAGUCAUGAGUUUAAUCGAGGUUAUUCCAGUCGUAGUGCCAGUGCUUUAGAAGAGCAAGAUCUCCCCUUUCCGCCACAGGGAAGGAAUGGGAGAUUCAACGCUCAUCGUAGUUCUUCCACGCCAGUUUGGUCUCAGGGGCCUUCGUACCCAACAUACCAGACUCCAAGCCCUCGCUACAAUGGGCGCCGCUCUGGAAGCAGCAGCUCGGUUUCCAAUGCCACCAAAGGCAAAGCUGAAAUACCGCUUCUUCUUGCAUCGGCGUUCUCAGAAAAACAGACUACACGAGUUCGUGCCUCAUUAGAAAGCAGUAGUACAUUUUCGCAGGGCGGAAUUAGGCUGAAGCUACUUGAAUACUUGGGGUAUUGGAUGAGUGAUGUCUUAACUGGUACGGCGGUUGAAAAACUGAUUAUGGAGACCUAUCGCGAAGCUGACCUCAAGGAUAUUCAUACCUCAAUAGGGGAGAGAAAAAAGUAUUCUUUCAGUGAAGUUUCUAACGUGAUGAAUACUGGGAAGAUUGCAGGAGAUCGUCAUGUGCAGGAAGGCGAAAAAGUGAACGGUUCCAACCGGGCAACAUCACCUUUAUUGUCACCAUCAUCCUCAUUCUCCUCAUUGUCGCUGAGUUCCGUGUCAUUCCGUCGAUCCGAGUCUAAGAACACGUCUGAAGGGGCGGCGGUAAGACGAGAGCAAGAAACACAAGGCAAAUGGGAGAGAGGGACGGGAACGCAUUUUAAGAAAGACAAUGGGACGGAUGCGAGUUCAACCACUCCUGAAGGUCGAGUUUUUUCUUUGGUCCGUUCUUGCGGUGCGGAAUCAGGGGCAACGAAACAAGUUUUUUUAACUGCCGAGCCGAAAAUUUUGCCUCAACAGACAGCAGUCUUGCAAACUUCUCCUUUAACUCAGGCAACGUAUAGUCAUGUUCCACGCUUUUAUUUUCCAAAGGGAGCUCAAAAAACAACGGAAGAGACACUUGUUGGGCCAAUGAAAAAGAAGCAUGAGAAUCCACAUCUAAGGGUACUGGAGGGGAUGGUGAUUCCAACUGCUGUCCACACAAAUUCUGAGGAGCGAGCCGCCGUCAUGAGCGAUGAUGUGUUCAAAAGGCAUGAGGUCAAAAAAGUCCCAAUAGCUUCACUGAAGGCGGUGGAAGAUAAGUGCGUUCAUAUGAUUAUUCAAAAGGAAUUUGGUCGUCUUCCAGCGCCACCCAAAAUUAUUCACGGCACACGCCCUCAGAGUUCAGCUGCAAAAGGAUUUAUAGGGCUCAAUAAUGGCAUGCAGA
Messenger RNA from Trypanosoma cruzi, 1534 nucleotides. RefSeq lists its product as uncharacterized. The transcript has a single exon. The record is from RefSeq and is a predicted model, not a curated record. Lineage: Eukaryota; Euglenozoa; Kinetoplastea; Trypanosomatida; Trypanosomatidae. The annotation marks the transcript as partial.